AUGGCCGCCAUGGAGAGCGGAGAGGACAGGAUUGAGGAAGAUGUCGAAGCAGAGGAAUCCCCACAGCCAUCGCUUACUUCCAAAGAGAAACCCAAGUCCCACAGCAGUACCAAGAAAAAACGAAAAGAACGACAUGAGAGUGGACCAGCCCCUCCUGCUCCCACUAGUCAAACUUCAUCAACUACAUCUUCUACAACAGUGACUACAGCAGCAGGAGAGCCGCAGAGUUAUGAGGAGGCGAGCCCCAGCUCAGCAGCCUCUCCUCGACAGAGACGCUCUGCCAUCAGGGAUCGAGGACCACUGUACGAUGAUCCAACACUUCCAGAAGGAUGGACACGCAAACUCAAACAAAGGAAGUCUGGCCGCUCUGCAGGGAAAUUUGAUGUCUACCUGAUCAAUGCACAGGGAAAAGCCUUUCGAUCUAAAGUGGAGCUUUUGGCUUACUUCCAAAAAGUGGGAGAUACAACUACAGACCCAAAUGACUUUGACUUUACAGUAACAGGAAGAGGAAGUCCAUCACGGAGAGAGAAAAGACCUCCAAAGAAACCUAAAGCAGUCAAACCAACUGGGAGAGGCAGAGGCAGGCCUAAAGGAAGUGGAAAAAUGCGUCAGGCCACAGAAGGUGUGGCCAUGAAGCGUGUAGUGGAGAAAACUCCAGGCAAACUCUUGGUGAAGAUGCCGUUUGAAAAAGAUCCACUGACACCAAGCACUUCAGCGUCAAAGGUCAAACAUGAACUUGUUAAAAAAGUACCUGGCAGAAAGCGAAAAGCCGAACAGGAUCUUCCUCCUCCAGCUCCUAAAAAACGAGGCAGAAAACCAUCUGCUACAAUGGCCACAGUAACAGUUGCCACAACCCCCACCUCCACUGGACCUACCUCCAGCAUUUCUUCCUCUGAAAGCUAUACAACAGCUACCAUCUUUGUUGCUGAGGCCAAACGCACACCACUCAACCCAGAUCCAAACAAGAGCAAGAAUCUUCAAGUCAGGAAAAACACCAAUCCAAACGUCAAUCCCAAGUGCCAUCUAAAUAUCCAAGAUCACAGAGUGUAA
This is a messenger RNA of Knipowitschia caucasica, 1050 nucleotides long. The record is from the annotation of a GenBank genome assembly. Lineage: Eukaryota; Metazoa; Chordata; Actinopteri; Gobiiformes; Gobiidae.